Messenger RNA from Alexandromys fortis (reed vole), 6828 nucleotides. It is a transcript of the gene Phldb2, whose product is annotated as pleckstrin homology like domain family B member 2. The record is from RefSeq and is a predicted model, not a curated record. Gene Ontology annotation, biological process: regulation of microtubule cytoskeleton organization. The transcript is spliced from 20 exons. NCBI's taxonomy places the organism in Eukaryota, Metazoa, Chordata, Mammalia, Rodentia, Cricetidae. The coding region runs from base 1448 to 5254 and encodes 1268 amino acids. Gene Ontology annotation, cellular component: basal cortex.
AAAAAUUCGGACUUUUACUUACACAAAUGUAACAUUUUAAACAGACAUUCCGUUAAGUGAGUGUACUCACAGUUCAGACAUUUUACAUACACGAAGCAGAGGCUGAUUAAUUGCCUCGUGGCGCAGGCAUCACCGGUACCUCUGUUGCUCUGCUACCGUCUUGGAGACAUCCUUGCUGGUAGCUAAAACAACUUGUCCAGGCUACAUGGUUAUUAAUUAGAGUUUGCGGGUCCUUGUGCUUUCCUUACCCUGUGAGUUCCUCCAGGGUUGUCUUUCAUCGUUGAAACCCCACUUUGCAAAGAGCUACAUUUGCCCGUGUCUACAUGGACUGUGGGUGUCCCCAGUCUAUCCCAGUCUAUUUCGUAACCUCCCAGGGAAGCAAUGGUGGAAAAAAGUCUACAUUAGUUUUCACUGGUUAUGUUAACUAUAUGGAAAACACAGAACCGUUUAUGAGACCCCAUGCCAAAGAAAUCAGUACUACGGAGUUUGAAGUCUCCUGACCCCAGGCUGUUCCAUUGCUGUUUGGCACAGCUGCUUUUCUGACGCAUCAGGUAAACCUGCCCCGGGGGAAGAACAGUGUCUGGUAGAGGUGCGGUCACCUGGAGUUUCACAGAGCAGAAACUUCAUCAUUGGGGAGGAAAUCACCACCCGAGGACGUGUGUUCUCCCGUCCAUUGAGAGAGAGAGAGAGAGAGAGAGAGAGAGAGAGAGAGAGAGAGAGAGAGAGAGAGAGAGAGAGAGAGAGAGAGAGAGAGAGACCAAGCACAAAGGUUUCCACUAUACUGCUGCGAACACAGCUUUGAGAAAGUGGAGCCGGAUGAUGGGACGAACAGCCAGCCCACUUCUGCAGCAGUAAAAGCACCAACCACUUUGCUGUCCAGGAGCAGGAAGGCUCCGGGACUUCCCAGCUGGAACCCGGAGGACCCGCUUGCUGGGCUUCAGAAGGGGGUCGGGGCCAGGACUGAGCUACGUGGAGUCCACCAUCGCGGUCCGAGGGGCGCUGCUGAGUGUGGCACAGAGCAAAGCGGUGCCUUUGCCUUCUGUAGUCGCCGGCCCUCGGUGGCCUUGUCACCUCAGGUGAGUAGGGGGCUCCAGUGGGCCUGGAGGAGCGCGCUGAGUUGCCUUUGCGCACCCUAGUGGCUGCUUGGGGACACAGACUCCCCCGCAGCCGAAUUGGUAGCCGCCUGUCGCGCCGCGGAGGUCGGGGGCGGAGAGGAGGCGGUGGCCGCCCCCACCGGGAGGGGCGCCUGGAGUGCGCGGUGCUCGACUGCAAGAACUGGCUGGCUGCUAGGCUGUGGCGGCAGUGGCGGCUGCGGCGACUGCGGGAGGGGAACCGGACUAGGACUCCCUAGGGAGGGAGGACCAGGCUGAGGGCCAGGCCCAAGGGCAGCCGGACCCGUGGAGAGAACUGCGGCUCCAAAGAAAGAUGAGUUGGGUCCAGCAAUAUCAUGGCAGGAGAUAACCACAUACAGAAGCAGCUGGAAUUACAAAAUGGUAGCUUAGAGGAAGGAUUUGUGGUACAAUCCCCGGAGAUUGAGCCGCAGAACAUGAUGGAGAGCCUAAGCCCGAGGAAAUAUUCAUCCAGUCUGAAGUUUAAAGCCAAUGGGGACUAUUCCGGCUCAUAUUUAACCCUCUCCCAACCUGUGUCCACCAAGAGAAGCCCUUCUCCUUUGGGCACCAGUGUUAGGAGCAGCCCCUCCUUGGUCAAACUCCAGGGAAGCAAACAGUUUUGUGAUGGAACUGAUAAAAACGUUUCCAUGAAGCCUCCUACUUCGUUCCUCAGCUCCGCAACCUCUCUUGGGGGUUAUCCACUCGGGAGAGCAGAUUUGGAUCAUUAUACUGGCCGGGACAGUGAAAGGUCCUCCAGGUUCUCAGAGAAGCCCCCCUAUUCCAGAUACAGCUCUAGGAAUAAAUCACAUGACAAUGUCUACUUUCUCGGGGGGCUGGAAGGAAGAAAAGCCUCUGGCUCGCUCUUGACCAUGUGGAAUGGAGGUUCCUUGAGCAGCGCUGGCUCGGCACCGGUCAGCAGAUCUGGGGCAGCGAGCAUGCCCUCAAGCCCAAAGCAAGCUAGGAAAAUGAACUUACAGGACAACUUGCCACUUCAACCCCGCUUAAGCCGGCACAAGGAGCCAGCCUCUGAAAAUAUCAGUGUGAGAACAAGGAAGUAUUCAGGGAGCAGCCUCAGUAACAUGGGUGCCUAUAGCCGAUCGCUUCCCAGGUUGUAUAAAGCCACAGAUAGCCAGAUGCCGCCUCUCAGCCUGCCUCCAAGAAACUCCCUGGGCAAUUCCAAACGAGGUCAGUUAGGGGAAAAGGAUCUACCUCAUAGCAUAGUGGAUAAUGACAAUUACCUUAACUUUUCUUCUCUAAGUUCAGGGGCUUCACCCUAUAAAACCUCGCUGUCAGAGGGAAAUCCUUACGUAAGCUCCACCCUCAGUGUCCCUGCCAGCCCUCGAGUGGCUCGGAAGAUGCUCCUGGCCUCGACCUCUUCAGAGGACUUUGAUAGGGCUUCUUACUCAGGGACCAGCCCGAGUCAUUCCUUCAUCUCUGGAGAACCAGACCGAGUGCCUGUGGCCAGGAGGAACUUCUCUUGUGGAUCUAUCGAGUUGGAUGAUUCUGAUCUGGAAAGCCUACGACAGUCCUCAGAAACUCCCCAGCCUGUCCUUCGAGAACGGAAAAGCAGCAUCAGCUCCAUUUCAGGCCGCGACGAUCUGAUGGAUUAUCACCGCCGACAGAGGGAAGAGAGACUCAGGGAGCAGGAGAUGGAGCGCCUGGAGCGGCAGCGACUGGAGACCAUCCUCAGUCUGUGUGCUGAGUACACGAAGCCUGAGGGCCGACGCCUGUCCGCUGGCACCACCGUGGCCGAUGUGCAGAAAAUCAACAAGGAGCUGGAGAAGCUGCAGCUGUCCGAUGAGGAGUCUGUGUUUGAGGAGGCUCUGCUGUGCCCCGACGCCAGGUACAGGUGCCAUCGGAAAGGCUCUCUCCAGGAUGUUGAAAUCGCGGGCUUUGGGAGCCUCAGUCACAGCGCCAGCUUCCUGGCUCCCAGGGGCAGCAGGAAUGAUGAACUGCUUGGUGACCUCACCAGGACGCCCCCAUCAUCCUCAUCUGCGUUUCUGAAAACAUCCAACGAGUCCUCCUACCUCAGUAUCCUACCGAAGACCCCAGAGGAUAUAGGUGAGGAACAGAGGACUCAGGAGUUGGCUGCAAUGGAAGAUGCCCGGAUGGUUAUUCUGAACAACCUUGAGGAACUUGAACAGAAAAUCAAAGAUAUAAAUGACCAAAUGGAUGAAUCCUCCAGAGAGUUGGAUAUGGAAUGUGCUCUUUUGGAUGGAGAGCAGAAAUCUGAGACGGCUGAGCUCAUGAAGGAGAAGGAGAUUCUGGAUCAUCUGAACCGGAAAAUCACAGAACUGGAGAAGAACAUCGUAGGCGAAAAGACCAAGGAGAAGGUAAAGCUUGAUGCUGAGAGGGAAAAGCUAGAGAGGCUUCAGGAGCUUUACUCCGAGCAGAAGACCCAGCUGGACAAUUGUCCUGAGUCCAUGAGGGAGCAGUUACAGCAACAACUCAAGAGGGAUGCUGACCUGCUGGAUGUCGAGAGCAAACACUUUGAAGACUUGGAAUUCCAGCAGCUUGAGCGUGAGAGCCGUCUGGAUGAGGAAAAGGAGAAUUUGACGCAACAGCUCCUGAGGGAGGUGGCGGAAUAUCAACGGAACAUCGUUGCUAGGAAGGAAAAGAUUUCCGCACUGAAAAAGCAAGCCAGUCACAUUGUUCAGCAGGCUCAGAGGGAACAAGAUCACUUCGUAAAAGAGAAGAACAACCUAAUAAUGAUGCUCCAAAGAGAAAAAGAGAAUCUUUGUCAUUUGGAAAAGAAGUACUCCAGCCUCACUGGGGGGAAAGGAUUUCCUAUUAACCCCAAUACUCUGAAAGAGGGCUAUAUCAGUGUAAAUGAGAUUAAUGAGCCAUGUGGCAAUUCCACGAAUCUAUCCCCUUCCACUCAGUUCCCUGCUGAUGCUGACGCUGCUGUCACUGAGCCUGCCUCGGCUGUGCUGGUGAGCCAGCCCCAGAGUCCAGAGCACUUUAGGAGUCUGGAAGAAAGGAAAAAGCAGUACAAAGAAGGUCUCUAUCUGAGUGACACUUUGCCUCGAAAGAAAACCACUCCUUCCAUCUCCCCACACUUCAGCAGUGCCACCAUGGGGAGAAGCAGCACCCCGAAGGCUCACCUGCCUCUGGGACAGAGCAACAGCUGUGGCAGUGUGCUCCCCCACUCGCUGGCAACCAUGACGAAGGAUUCAGAGUCUCGCAGGAUGCUCAGAGGAAGGAUGAAUUCCUCAGCAGGAACAAUUAAUAAUUCCAAAACUUCAAGUGUAAAAGGUUAUAAUCACCAACAGAUGAGUGAAGGACAAAGACAGAAACCUGAAUUUUACAGCCGCACAGCAUCUGAGUCAAAUGUCUACUUGAAUAGUUUCCAUUACCCAGAUCACAGCUACAAGGACCAGGCCUAUGACACGUUGAGCCUGGACAGCUCGGAUAGCAUGGAGACCAGCAUUUCUGCCUGUUCUCCAGACAAUAUCUCUAGUGCCAGCACAUCCAAUAUUGCCAGGAUAGAAGAAAUGGAGAGACUCUUGAAACAGGCUCAUGCGGAAAAGACCCGGCUGCUUGAAUCCAGGGAACGGGAAAUGGAAGCCAAAAAACGAGCGCUGGAAGAAGAAAAACGACGCCGGGAAAUCCUGGAAAAACGACUGCAAGAAGAAACCAGCCAGAGGCAGAAGUUAAUAGAAAAAGAAGUGAAAAUAAGAGAAAAACAAAGGGCACAGGCUCGUCCUCUGACUCGCUAUCUGCCUGUCCGGAAGGAAGACUUCGAUUUGCGGAGUCAUGUGGAGACAGCGGGCCACAAUAUUGACACCUGUUUUCAUGUGUCAAUCACAGAGAAGACCUGCCGAGGAUACCUCAUCAAAAUGGGUGGAAAAAUUAAAACGUGGAAGAAACGCUGGUUUGUUUUUGACCGGAAUAAGCGGACAUUUUCUUAUUAUGCAGACAAGCAUGAGGCUAAAUUAAAGGGAGUGAUAUACUUUCAAGCCAUCGAAGAAGUGUAUUAUGAUCACCUCAAGAAUGCUAAUAAGAGUCCGAACCCACUACUCACCUUUAGCGUGAAGACGCAUGACAGAAUCUAUUACAUGGUGGCUCCUUCCCCGGAGGCCAUGCGGAUCUGGAUGGAUGUCAUAGUGACUGGAGCAGAAGGAUACACGCACUUCCUGUUGUAAUGAACUCCGGCAAUGGCCCACUUUAGGGCAGACCGCAGUAGUCUCUCGCAAGAAUGAAGCCAUAUCCCGUCUCAGAUGGCAAGGCCCAACAGACGUCCCUUUAGCUGCGUGCACUCAGAACUCUUCAUACUGGGAAGCCUUUUGUACAAAAGAAAGCAGGGCUCAUAGUGACAGAACUGCAGCUCCCUUGACAAACCAAAACCAAAACACUAUUUUCAUAAGAGCAUCACUUAGAUGCGAAUUUCUCAUACACUCUUUUUAUCAGUUGAUGUUGGUUAAAUACACUGAACGGUUUACACGAUGUCUGUAAAUAUGUACUUAGAAAUAUACUAUUUUAGCACCCAAAUCAUUAGCAUUGGUAAUCAGCUGCCUUCUUUGUAGGAAGUAGCAUUUUUUAAAAAAAUUAGCAAAUAAUAAUUUAGAAGGCAACAUAUUUUAGACAUUUUGCCUUAAUUUUUAAAUACUGCCCCCCAAACCAAAGACACGGCUUGCCUCCUGUUUAACAUCAGUGUUACUCUCUCAAUACUCUUUAAAAUGGUAUUGUGAUGUCAGUUCUGGAGUGCCUCCCACCACAGAAGCUACUGCGCACUUAUAGUAAACCAGGUUCUUAAAAAAACUUUUUAAAAAGGGAAAAAAAAGCUCCUUGUUUUUAGAAAAGGCCAUCUUAGAAAACAGAAACCUGCAAUAUCUGGCAGUUGUAAUUAAGGAGAAUGCUUAGUGGGGGAAGCCUGUUCUGUUGAAGACUUGUUCAUUCCUGGUGCUGAGAAUAAAAGCAACCAGCAGCCACUUUCCUUUAGACUGCCCCCUUCCUCUUGCUCAUGGGGCAGAGCUGUUAACUGCACCCUGACAAGGCAUAACUAUGAAGCCGUCUCUGGUUCGCUGAAAAACAGAACCAUGCAAAUAUCUUUAUUUUGAAGACAACCAAAAUGCAAAGUAAUGUUCUCUAUGCUAUAUCUUUUUAGUUCUAUCUCUACAGAUAGCCUUGUUUCUAGAGCUAUUUUUUUUUUAUUUUAAUGAAGUGACUUCGGGCAAGUCUCUUUUAUAAUCGUUCUCCAAGUGCCAUUUAUUUUAGUUGUUGUGUUUUGCGUUUGUAAGUAUGAAUGAACUCUUUCCGAAUACAUGCCGAAUGGACAGAAGUAGAAAAUAAUGCCAUUAACUUACUUGUACACGUGAAAUGAUUAGAAAUGUCCACAAAACUUUGUCAGGCCUGACUGGGUACAAUUUUUUUUUUUAAACUUACAGUGUACUUUUAUACCUGUAUACAUGUUACCAUUAACAAGAUUUUGCAACUGGAUGAUGCCAGGUUUUACUUGAAUAAUGAGGGAGGAAUAUCAUGACUGUAGGAGGUAUAUUUUCAGCUGGGAUUUCUGCAGCAGUCCCCUUCAACUCUUGUGAUCUAAAAACAUUAAAAUGCAGUUGCUAAGAUCUGGUUGGCUGAUGUAAAGACACAGCUUUUCUGUACUGUACUUUCCCCCAUAGGCGGUAAGGGUAUUCUAAUCAGUUUGUAUGUCUGAACCUUUUAGAUAUGUGUGCUAAAUGUAUUGAGUUUGGAUUAAAGUGUUGACCUGAUUUCA